Trichoderma atroviride IMI 206040 is the source of this 3327-nucleotide messenger RNA. The record is from RefSeq and is a predicted model, not a curated record. NCBI's taxonomy places the organism in Eukaryota, Fungi, Ascomycota, Sordariomycetes, Hypocreales, Hypocreaceae.
AUGCGUAUCCUCCCGAACCGCCUGCUCUCCUCCUCUCCAUCCCCAUCCAUCGGUGCGAAUUCACGAAGCGAGAGCCCAAUGCGACCCAAGAACGACGGCUCCGGCCUCACGGGCAGUCCAGCCUCUGGACUGGCCCUCAAGGUGGUCAUCAUGCGGGCAAGGAAUCUGGCAGCCAAGGACCGUAGCGGGACCUCGGAUCCGUAUCUCGUGGUCACACUUGGUGACUCUCGGGUUGUCACCCACUCCGUCCCCAAAACGCUGAAUCCCGAAUGGAACGUUAUCGAAGAGCUGCCCAUCAGCUCUGUACAAAAUCUGGUGCUCGACGUCAUUUGCUGGGACAAGGACCGUUUUGGCAAAGACUACCUCGGCGAGUUUGAUUUGGCGCUCGAGGAGAUCUUCCAGAACGAGCAACCCGAGCAGGAGCCGCGCUGGUUUCCCCUCAAGAGCAAGCGUCCCGGCAAGAAGACGAGCAUCGUUUCCGGCGAGGUGCAGCUCCAGUUCACUCUGUUUGACGCCACAGACCCUACCAUCUCUCCCCAGCAGUUGUUUGAAAAGUUCUCUACUCUUGUUGGCUCGGUCCCUGUCGGCUCGUCCCGAAAUGGCCUGAAAAAGAAGAGACGGCAGAAUCCAUAUGCUUUUACCAACGGCGACUCUGAUGUUGUGGGAAUCAUCUAUCUUGAAAUCUGUAAGAUCACAGAUCUUCCACCCGAGUCCAACUUGACCCGGACAGGCUUCGAUAUGGACCCGUUCGUUGUGGCAUCUCUUGGCAAGAAGACAUACCGCACGAGGCGGGUUCGACACAACCUCAACCCAAUUUUCAACGAGAAGAUGAUUUUCCCCGUCCAGGGCCACGAGAAGCAAUAUUCAUUCGCUUUCACAGUCAUUGAUCAUGAUAAAUACUCUGGCAACGACUUCAUCGCCUCUUGCAACCUGCCUAUCCAGACUCUUAUAGAAAAAGCGCCACAGGCAGACCCGGAAACAGGGCUGUACGAGGUCCGAACUCCAGAGCCAGAGACACCCGCCCCAGUUGCCACAAAAUCUCGCCUCCAACGUCUUGGAGUGUCUCGUUCUUCGUCGACGUCGAGCCUAAGCAAGAUGAUGCGGUCACAGGGGCCACCUCCUCGAUCUGUUCCUUCAAAUGGCGACGGGGUCGCUCCACAAUCUAGCAGUUCAUCAUUGUCACCCGCGGAUGCUCUCAAUAACUCUGUCGUUGAAGCGUCACCAGAGAUGGAUUCAGAGGACCCCGAUUUUUCAGAGUACUCUAUACCACUGAAGAUGAAGAACUUGGACAAGUGGGAAAGCAAGCACAACCCAAUCAUCUAUCUCAAGGCCAAGUAUGUGCCAUAUCCAGCUCUCCGCCAGCAGUUUUGGCGGGCGCUGUUAAAACAGUAUGAUACAGACGAAAGUGGCCUCAUUAGCAGGAUUGAGCUAAGCACGAUGCUUGAUACUCUGGGUUCCACCUUGAAAGAUUCCACAAUCGACAGCUUCUUUUCACGCUUCCCUCACAAGGCUGCUGAUAACGAAGACUCAUGGGAGCUGACCUUUGACGAAGCCGUCCUCUGUCUCGAGGAUCAACUGCAAGCCAAGACCCGAUCUGGAUCCAAGACUCCUACUCUGGAUGUCAAGAACCUCAGCCUUUCCAGCAGGUCUGAUGAUUCGGUCGGACAGCCACGCUCCGAGGGCUCGGGAGAUUCGACGCCUCAGAUUAUGGUUGAGCCACCAGCCGAGGCCACCACGCCAAACGACGAAGGGGAAGAGGGGUAUUUUGACACCGAAGACAGCAAGGAAGAGCAUGUUGUGGAGAUUCGGGAAUGCCCCAUCUGCCACCAACCCCGUCUCAACAAGCGCAGUGACGGCGAUAUCAUUACACACAUUGCUACGUGUGCAAGUCAAGACUGGCGCCAGGUCAACACCGUCCUCGUGGGAGGUUUCGUCACGGCCAGCCAAGCGCAGAGGAAAUGGUACUCAAAGGUCAUCACCAAAAUAUCCUACGGUGGAUACAAGCUUGGUGCCAACUCGGCAAAUAUUCUGGUUCAGGAUCGCCUCACUGGGCAGAUUAACGAGGAGAAGAUGAGCGUUUAUGUGCGACUGGGCAUUCGACUGCUUUACAAGGGCCUGAAAUCUCGAGAUAUGGAGAAUAAACGCAUUCGGAGAAUGCUCAAGAAUUUGAGCAUCAAGCAGGGCAAGAAGUUUGACGAUCCUGCUUCGCGAGAUGAAAUUGAAAAAUUCAUUGAGUUUCAUCGUCUGGACAUGUCUGAGGUGUUGCUGCCGAUUGAAGAAUUCAAGAACUUCAACGAAUUCUUCUAUCGUGCUCUUAAGCCUGGCGCCAGGCCGUGUUCAGCGCCAGACAACCCUCACAUUAUCGUCUCGCCGGCAGAUUGUCGAAGCGUUGUCUUCAACCAACUCACACAAGCGACCAAGAUUUGGGUCAAGGGCCGCGAAUUCAACAUGAAGAGGCUACUUGGAGAUGCUUACCCGGACGACGUCUCGCGAUUUGAGAAUGGUGCUCUGGGCAUCUUCCGACUGGCCCCUCAAGAUUACCACAGAUUCCAUAUCCCUGUGGAUGGUGUCAUGGGUAAGCCUAAGACCAUUGCCGGCGAGUAUUACACAGUGAACCCGAUGGCGAUUCGUUCAGCAUUGGAUGUUUACGGUGAGAAUGUGAGAGUGCUGGUGCCGAUUGACAGCGAAGUCCACGGGCGGGUCAUGGUGAUCUGUGUCGGCGCCAUGAUGGUGGGUAGCACAGUCAUCACACGCAAUGAAGGUGAGCGUGUGCGUCGCGCUGAGGAGCUUGGCUACUUUGCAUUUGGCGGCAGCACAUUGCUGGUGCUAUUUGAACCCGGCAAAAUGCGAUUCGACGAUGAUCUCGUGGAUAAUUCUAACGGAGCUCUCGAGACAUUGAUUCGAGUCGGCAUGUCAGUUGGUCACUCGCCUAACCAAGUACAGUGGGCUCCAGACAUGCGGAAGAAUGAGAAGGACAUCACAGAGGCAGACAAGCAGGAUGCGAAGCGACGAAUCCAGGGCAGCGCGGCGAUGGAAGAGGAGUCGCCCGGAGACAGUGGCGAUGAUGGUCGGGCCAAGAAGAGAAUGUCCAUGCCACCCACUGUCAACACGAUGGCAGCAUCAGCCCUGUAGCAAGAGACGGCGAGGACACACCAUCAUUGUGCCUGGUUAGUUUUGUAACGGCUAUCGUACAUUAAGGUUGAGAGAUGAUUGCUGUCAUUGGAUACAACUUGCAUGGAAACUUGAGGAUUAUGGGAUAUUAGCAUGUUUACUAGCAGAUUAUAACGUGGCGCCUCAGCAGCAUAUAUAUGUGUGUGUUUUGUUUUG